AACAAAACUGUCGUAAUGUCCUAUGUGCAUGAAAGUGAAACUCCUGAAGAUAGGGUGGUUGAAAUUAUGUCCAGGUUGCCGCCCAAGUCGUUGAUGCGGUUCAAAUGCAUACGCAAGUCUUGGUUCUCUCUCAUCAAUAGUCCAAGUUUUGUGGCCAAACACCUCAGCAAUUCCGUGGACAACAAACUCUCAUCCUCCACUUGUAUCCUUCUCAACCGUUCUCAGGCUCACAUUUUCCCAGACCAGAGUUGGAAACAAGAGGUUUUCUGGUCCAUGAUUAAUCUUUCCAUUGAUAGUGAUGAGCACAAUCUUCAUUAUGAUGUUGAGGACCUAAAUAUACCGUUUCCAUUGGAAGAUCAUGAUUUUGUAUUGAUUUUCGGUUAUUGCAAUGGGAUUGUCUGUGUAGAAGCAGGGAGAAAUGUUCUUUUGUGCAAUCCUGGCACAAGAGAAUUCAGGCAACUUCCCGUUUCAUGCCUUCUUCUACCUUUCCCUCCCAAGGGAAAAUUUGAAUUGGAAACCACCUUUCAGGCAUUAGGAUUUGGCUAUGAUUGCAAUGCUAAAGAAUACAAGGUUGUGCGAAUUAUAGAAAAUUGUGAGUAUUCAGAUGAUGAGCGAACAUAUUAUCAUCGUAUUGCUCUUCCUCACACGGCUGAGGUAUACACCACGGAUACUAACUCUUGGAAAGAGAUUAAGAUUGAUAUAUCAAGUACAACCUAUUCUUGUUCUUGUUCAGUGUACAUGAAGGGAUUUUGUUAUUGGUAUGCAACAGAUGGCGAGGAAUAUAUACUUUCAUUUGAUUUAGGUGAUGAGACAUUUCAUAUAAUACAAUUGCCUUGUAGGACAAAAUCCGGUUUUAGGUUUUAUUAUAUUUUUCUGCGGAAUGAAUCCCUUGCUUCUUUUUGCUCUCGUUACGAUCGGAGUGAGGAUUCUGAAUCAUGUGAAAUAUGGGUAAUGGACGAUUAUGAUGGAGUUAAGAGUUCAUGGACAAAACUAUUAACAAUUGGACCCUUACAAGGCAUUAAGAAGCCAUUGAUAUUUUGGAAAAAUGACGAGCUUCUUAUGCUUGACUCUGAUAAAAGAGCCACAUCUUAUAAUUCAAGUACCGGAAAUCUCAAGUAUCUUCAUAUUCCUCCUAUUCUCAAUAGGGUUGUUGAUUUUGAAGCUCUUAUUUAUGUGACAAGUAUUGUUCAUGUCAAGUAA
Pyrus x bretschneideri (Chinese white pear) is the source of this 1200-nucleotide messenger RNA. Its product is annotated as F-box/kelch-repeat protein At3g06240-like. Gene Ontology annotation, molecular function: protein binding. NCBI's taxonomy places the organism in Eukaryota, Viridiplantae, Streptophyta, Magnoliopsida, Rosales, Rosaceae. The record is from RefSeq and is a predicted model, not a curated record. The transcript has a single exon. Bases 16 to 1200 code for a protein of 394 amino acids.